Heterostelium album PN500 is the source of this 309-nucleotide messenger RNA. RefSeq lists its product as uncharacterized. The record is from RefSeq and is a predicted model, not a curated record. NCBI's taxonomy places the organism in Eukaryota, Evosea, Eumycetozoa, Acytosteliales, Acytosteliaceae. The transcript is spliced from 3 exons. The coding region runs from base 1 to 309 and encodes 102 amino acids.
AUGAGUACAACAACAUCAACAAUAACAAUUGAAACAGAACAAUCACUUGCGCAGGUUCUCUCAAACGCUGAUUGUAGAUCUGUCACAGCUGCUUCAUUUUUGAGUAAUGGCUUUGAUACUCUUUCUAUAAUCAAAAUUGCCGUCAACGAUCCAGAAUACAAGCAUUAUCUACUUGAUAUUGGGCUCAACAUAGGAGAUAUCAUUAGACUCAGAAAUUACCUCAAACUUGAAGAUACCACUACAAAUGGUAGUAGUACUACAAAUAAGAUUUCAGAAAGUGAUAUAAGGAGUCGUUCAAAAGUAAUUUAA